Messenger RNA from Phycomyces blakesleeanus NRRL 1555(-), 1301 nucleotides. RefSeq lists its product as hypothetical. The transcript is spliced from 3 exons. The coding region runs from base 280 to 438 and encodes 52 amino acids. NCBI's taxonomy places the organism in Eukaryota, Fungi, Mucoromycota, Mucoromycetes, Mucorales, Phycomycetaceae. The record is from RefSeq and is a predicted model, not a curated record.
CAUAGGUAACAUCAGGGACCUCUUGGCUGUUGGGUUCUCACCAAAGCGAAGCAGCGGUGAGAGCCCAACCUCCAAGAGGAUAGGGUAGGGUCAGAGAUGUCAGGGCGACGGAUUUAACCGAAGCGUAGCACAUCCUUUUACUCUUGUUUAAACUUUACCCUUGCCUCAUUUCUAAAGAUUGUCAGAUUCUUUGAGAACUGGAGGAAGCUACCUUUAUUCAACUAGUAAUCUGGCUCACUACACUACAACCAAUAUCGCAACACUGGACAAUGGCAACAAAUGACGGUUAAUUCUUUUUACUUGCCCCGCGUCAAUCGGCCAGGGACUGAUCUGAUGAGCAAGCAUAUUUUACUAAACACUGAUGUCAUGAACUUUAUUGUCAAAGGAAUAAUUGGACUAAAUGCAGUAGACGAAUACUUUCCUCAGCCAACUGAAUGAGCAAAUGCAACAAAAUCAGAUGUUUUAUACGCUUCAGAUAAUACGAACUCCUUUCCACCCAUUUGAUUGAAGUACAGUACAACGCGAAUGAUAAUUUUUUGCAUCGGCUUGUGCAAUAUUGUGAGGAAGUGAACAAACAAUAUUCUACCGAACCAGUGGUCCUUGUUUUUGUAAUCAACAAAAUUAGGGAUAGCGUAAUGAGUAAAACCACAAAGGACCGCAAACAAAAAUUCUUACUCAAACUGCCAAGUUAUCCAUGAGCUAAAAAAUGUUUAUUCCUCAAUGAUCAUUUCACUCACAAUCAUUUGAAUACCAAACCCUUACAUCCACUGGUUGCUCUAGGUGCACUUUUAACUGCUCAAAAAGUAUCCAUUCUUGAUCACGAACAAAGAGACGAUCCAAUUAUCCAGCAGUUGUAUGGCAUAUCCAAACACGUUUUUGAACAUGUGGCUACCCGUGAAGAAACGACAGUUGAUGAUCUUUUGGGAUUGUGUGAUAAUACUCAAUCGAAAUUCCAAAAAGGCAAAGAAAUGCUUGAAGAUUUACCAAACAACAACUUGAAAAAGCGUGCUAUUGACUGCCUGAAUGAUGGUUUAAAUAUUAUAAAACCAUAUAAGGUCAAAUAUAUUGUUGUGGCCAAGGGUAAAGCGGCGCCUAGACUUGUAUAAUCACAAAAUCUCUAACAAUGUUAUUGUUUGUAUCUACCCUAUUGCUUGCAUCUGAAUCCUCGUUUCAACCCUUUCCCCUUGUUUCCAUUACGUUUCUGUUGACGAUACGUGUUUGAAUGUGUUCUCUCUAUCUUAGCCAAAGAGUAUAAAUACUCGUUGUUUCUUCUAUCAAUAAAAAGCAUCUUUCUCAAGCUC